AUGUGUACCACGGAGAUGACGGAAUCGUACACAAUGUCCCCGUCAACGACGGUGUCUUCCAGCGCGACAACGCCUGGUUGCUUGGGCUCGCCUCCUCACCGACGGACGCCUUGCAGGGGUUCCCCGGGUCGUGGCGACGCUCAGGACGACGAGGACGAGAUCUCCGUCGGUUGUCCUAGUCCUUUGCCACUGGUUGUGGUCACGCCCAGCGCCGAGGACGACGAGAGGCUGUCCCAGUCGAGGGAGGACUAUGACAGACUCAGCCCUCGAAGAAGCUACCCCAGAGAGUCCGUGAUCGACGACGAGGAUAGCUACUCCAGGAGUGACUACAGGAUGUCCAAUGGUCGUAGCGUGCGUACUCACGAGAGCAGCGGCGGUGAUUCCGUUACCACCCUCAGGGAGGACGAAGAGGACGACGAGGACGACGAGGAGCUGAACAGCAGGACCAGCAGUAACGGACCGUCUGCGGCCGGUGCCACGGACGAUUACUUCAAGCCCCUGAAACGGCUGAAAAUGGUGCCGAUGCAACAAUCCGACGAGGAAGACGAUCGAGACCGGGGUGACACAAACGAGAGAGGCGUGAAGUCUUUCAGUAUUCUGGACAUCCUGUCCCAUCGACCGAAGGCGAAAAUCGUUCGUCCAUGGGACACGGUCGAGUCUAACCUUAGUCACCAUCAUCGUCACCAUCUCCAACAACAGCCCCAUCAUCAGCAUCAUCUGCACCAUCAUCAUAAUCAUUCCGCCGCGCCCAGAGAUUUGUCUCUGAUGGGCAUGUCGCUGACCUCUAUGUCCGGGUCGAUCAGCGAACCACCUCUGAGCAGCUCAUCCUCGUCCGGAAGAAGCUCCGUUUCCGACUCUGGGAGUCCUGAUCCCCUAGCCCAUCAUCACAGCCUGCAUCACGGCUUGCAUCCCGGUUUGCAUCAUCCUGCGUUGCAGCAACAACAGCAACAACAACAGUUCAAGAGAAAAACGUCGCAACAGCACGGUGGCCAGGGUGGACAUCACGGAAAGAGGACGACGGGUCAAGGAAGUCCUCUGGACGCAUUGUUCCAGAUGACGAGCAAAACAUUCGACGCUGGCGAACACAGUCAAGAGCAAGCCAAUCACCUAAACCUGUUCAACAACCGUCAACAACCGAAAAAGAAGCGCAAGAGCCGAACAGCAUUCACAAACCAGCAGAUCUUCGAGCUGGAGAAACGGUUCCUAUAUCAGAAGUACUUGAGCCCGGCGGACAGGGACGAGAUCGCCGCUCAGCUGGGCCUGAGCAAUGCCCAGGUGAUCACGUGGUUCCAGAACCGUCGGGCGAAGCUGAAGAGGGACAUGGAGGAGCUGAAGAAGGACGUGCAAACGGUGAACCCGUUGUUGGUCGCGCAACACCAUAAAACCUUCCUGGAGAACGUACAGGACCUUGGGAUCCUGAAGAAGCGACCGCUACCGAACUCGAUGGACGAGAAAUCGUAG
This is a messenger RNA of Dufourea novaeangliae, 1461 nucleotides long. RefSeq names its product barH-like 2 homeobox protein. NCBI's taxonomy places the organism in Eukaryota, Metazoa, Arthropoda, Insecta, Hymenoptera, Halictidae. Bases 1 to 1461 code for a protein of 486 amino acids. Gene Ontology annotation, biological process: regulation of DNA-templated transcription. The record is from RefSeq and is a predicted model, not a curated record. Gene Ontology annotation, molecular function: DNA-binding transcription factor activity, RNA polymerase II-specific; DNA binding. The transcript is spliced from 2 exons.